AACUUGCCACGGGAGGUGGAGUCGCUUGGAGGCGGUGCAAAGGGGCUGGCUCGGCUUCGUUUCCUCCGCCGCUGCUACGACGAAGCUCCUGUAGCUGACGCAGGCGCAAAAAAAGCCACAAAGCGAGAAGGGGCGAUCAGGGCAGGUGUCUGCUCAGGACGGUGCGUCCAUGAGCUGCGAGGUGGUAGUGUUGUACUUUGCAAGAAGUGCCGAAUUAGCCGGUGUCCGCACUGAGACUCUUUCUGUGCCACAACAGAUAACGUCACUGCAGCUGUGGGAAGAAAUUGUGAAGAGGCAUUCAAGGCUUGCUGCUAUACAAGAUCAAGUCAUCUUUGCCAUCCGCCAGGAAUACGUGCUUCUUGGGGAUCAGCUAGUGAUCCUGCAUCCGGGAGACGAGGUUGCCAUCAUCCCCCCGAUUAGUGGAGGAUAGCUCUGGGAAGACGUUCCCAAGCUUGCUGCUAUACAAGAUCAAGUCAUCUUUGCCAUCCGCCAGGAAUACGUGCUUCUUGGGGAUCAGCUAGUGAUCCUGCAUCCGGGAGACGAGGUUGCCAUCAUCCCCCCGAUUAGUGGAGGAUAGCUCUGGGAAGACGUUCCCAA
This is a messenger RNA of Rhineura floridana, 597 nucleotides long. It is a transcript of the gene MOCS2, whose product is annotated as molybdenum cofactor synthesis 2. The record is from RefSeq and is a predicted model, not a curated record. The coding region runs from base 170 to 430 and encodes 86 amino acids. Gene Ontology annotation, biological process: Mo-molybdopterin cofactor biosynthetic process. Lineage: Eukaryota; Metazoa; Chordata; Lepidosauria; Squamata; Rhineuridae. Gene Ontology annotation, cellular component: cytosol. The transcript has 4 exons.